Molecule: messenger RNA, 1267 nt
Organism: Seminavis robusta
Lineage: Eukaryota; Bacillariophyta; Bacillariophyceae; Naviculales; Naviculaceae
Source: the annotation of a GenBank genome assembly
UGGACGUCAUCGCGACUGUUUCGCCGCCUCCCCUCCUCUCACAAUCCAUUCACUCAACACUGCAACAAACCAAGAGAGACACCAUGAUGACCAAGUUCUUCCAUGCGCUGCUGUUGCUGCUAUUCCAGCCUUCUCUGGUUCCUGCAUUAGCAUUUGGCACAGGUUCUAUACUAUCAACAGGUCCCGAGACUGCACCUUUGACCAGCAGCAGACGUCAGCUGUUACAGAAUAUCGCUGCAUUGGCAGCAACGACAACGCUGGGAUUCUCGCAACCAUCGCUAGCUGCCGACGAUGAACUAAUUGAAGUCUGGUUUGGAUGUGGAUGCUUCUGGCAUGUCCAACAUGAGUUUGUGGAAGCCGAGCGCAAAAUACUUGGACGCUCCGAUAAGGAGUUGACUGCCCGAGCUGGAUAUGCUGGAGGCAAAGCUGGUGCCAAGGAUGGCAAAGUGUGCUACCACAAUGCCGCACAAGUCUCGGACUAUGGAUCGUUGGGGCAUGCCGAAGUGGUUAGUUUGAAGAUUCCAACGUCGUCCUUUCCAGAUUUUGUGGCAGAGUACACAGCAUUGUUCAACAAGGAUGGAUACCGGCCCGAUCAGUUCCAGGAUACCGGACCGGAAUAUCGCAACCUAGUUGGCUUUCCUGGAGGAGUCAAUUCACCCCUCGCCAAGCAGCUUGUGGAGGUUUCCGCGAAGAAUGGCGACAAGCUUGACUUUGCCAAGGGCAAAGGUGACGACUCAGAUGCGCGGGCACUUGUCUUUGUCAUGGACAGUGAUGUCUUCCCCGUGUUUGUCGCAGAGCAAUACCACCAGUUUCAUGAUGGGUUCAACUUUGGUGAGAACUACCCCAAUAGCUACAACGGCUUGGCAUCCACGCUUGCCAAAGAAGGAUCGCUUGGAGAGUCAAAAUGCCCCAAUGGUUUGUUGGGCGUUGGACUACUUGGCCUUUGAGGCGGCCACAGUCAGACCACAUCAUGCAACAAUGAUCAUGGCUAUUGAAGAUGAUGCUUGCUGCACUCUGCAUUCCCCAACACAGAACUACUAGAACUACUCCAUCGGGCUUGAUCUGUAGUGAGUGAUAUUUCUAGAGAGUGGGAGAAUUGGUAUAGCUUCUUGAUGCUGAUGUGGUUGCAGAGAUGGCCAUUGAUUACGUGCAGGCGGGUACGCAGUGUAACGAGCCUCUAGCUAGCUACUAGAAUACUUGAAACAACUUUCUCCUGAUAGAAACAUGCAUGAGUAAUGUAAAUAUUUAAAACAAUAAUUAUACCAGU